Molecule: messenger RNA, 1772 nt
Organism: Apis florea (little honeybee)
Lineage: Eukaryota; Metazoa; Arthropoda; Insecta; Hymenoptera; Apidae
Gene: Actbeta
Product: inhibin subunit beta
Cellular component (GO): extracellular region
Molecular function (GO): growth factor activity; cytokine activity
Source: RefSeq, a predicted model, not a curated record
GGAGGAGAAAAGUGGAAUAGAAGAGGAGGAAGGAGAGAAGAGGAAGAAAAGAAUCGGCGGAAGGAAGAGAGAAAAGAGAAGAGAAGAGAAAGAAAAUUGGAAGGAGGACGGACGGACGUGGAGUGGUCGUGGAGAGACGGUGUUGAAUCGGUGGAAACGGAAACGCGAAUGGCCGAGAACGGUAGCAGGGUGUACCCGAUUACGACGGCGGUCCAUCUUGCGGGCGAGAUCGAUCCUGAAACAGCGGCACCGGCUAGUUGGUAAUGGGGGGUUUAGGCGAGAAUGCCUUUUCCCUGUCGUGGUCGUGGUCGUGGUCGUGGUCGUGGUCGCCGUUCCAUACCGAUAUUACUUCCCUCUCGACAACAGGUACGUCCCGCCGUCGUGGUACGCGUCCGAUUCCCGUAUCUUCCCCUACGUGCCUACGUCGUCGUCGAUCCGAGACAAGGACACCUUCGCGCACCUUCCUCCCGUUCGAUCGUCGGACCUGUCGACCUCCUCGAAUCGGCUCCUCCUCCUCGGUCUCUCCUCGCUGUGAUCGCCGUGGUCGCGGUGCUCGCCGCGGCACGGGCAACCCUAGGAUCGGGGGCGAGCGUGGUGGCGGUAGCGGUGGCGAGUGCGAUCGCCGAUCCACCGGAAGAGGGAAGGUGGUGCUGCUCGAGCCGGGAGCGGAUCGAGAACAGGAGAGGAGGAGUAGCGGGGGAAGGAGGAGGAGGUGGUGGUGGGGGUGGAGGAGGUGACUCGCCGCCGAGAUGCACCAGGUGUCGGUGUACGGAGCAGGACUCGAUUCGAACGCAGAUCGAAACGAGAGAUUGUGGGAGAAGAUCGAGUACAGGGAUCGGCGUGCCGGUGAACGACGACAAUCUUCUUCCUCGGCCUCGACGGCUUGCGCCGAUUCCCCCGCCGAUCGAUCGCCACCAUGCCGAUCUUCUCGCUCCUCGCUCCCCUCUACCAGAGUUUUAUUCAGAUACAGAGGGUCCCUCGUACCUUCCAACGUUUUCCUCAUAGGGUUGGCGCUGUGUUGUCUAACCUUCUCCCCCGUACAACCCCGACAAAAUCAUCAUCAUCAAACUUGUCCGGGUUGUCCGCACCAGCAUCAACAACAACAACAACAGCAGCAGCAACAACAACAUCAACAACAACAUCAACAACAGCAGCAGCAACAGAGAGAGGAAGAGGAGCGACAAGAGCAACACAUUCGUCGGGAGACGCAUGAGAGGGGGGGCGGUGGUUGGGAAAGAAAGGAGGAUACCGCCGCGCCCACCCCGGACGACUUGAGAUUGGAGGCUAUCAAGCAUCAAAUCCUGACUAAACUCGGGCUAAGAGCGCGGCCCGAUGUGAAUAGAACUUUGGCCACGGUACCCAGGCAUUUGGCUCUCGAGACGUUGUACAGGGCCGAGGCGCAAUUCUCCCGCUAUCCGUUGCCCGACAAUACGAGAAACGAUCGUCGCAACGAGAACGUUUACUCGACCGAGUUUCUUUACGGUGGCAACGAGUAUUCGUAUUCGAGGAAUCUCGAUCAACGAGCGGACGACGAGGACUCUGCCAAGGAUAACGGGAGAAUCGCUUCAUCUUAUCGCGGGUACGAGGGGGGAGAAGGCGAGGAUCGAGAACCGGAAGAAGAGAUAGACGACUUUUACGCGAGAACCUCGGAGAUCAUCACGUUCGCCGAACCUGGUAAGUAUCCUCCCUUCCGAUCGAUAUCCGGAUCGAUAUUCGCACGAUAUUCGGUCGAGUCGAAGCGCGCACGCGCGCGCAACCUUCGCACAUCUUAG